Plodia interpunctella (Indianmeal moth) is the source of this 2744-nucleotide messenger RNA. Its product is annotated as rho-related GTP-binding protein RhoN-like. NCBI's taxonomy places the organism in Eukaryota, Metazoa, Arthropoda, Insecta, Lepidoptera, Pyralidae. Gene Ontology annotation, biological process: small GTPase-mediated signal transduction. The coding region runs from base 279 to 980 and encodes 233 amino acids. Gene Ontology annotation, cellular component: cytosol. Gene Ontology annotation, molecular function: protein kinase binding; GTPase activity; GTP binding. The record is from RefSeq and is a predicted model, not a curated record. The transcript has 8 exons.
UGGGCAAAUGCCUGUCAGUGUCGUCGGAGACUCCGUUGUAGGGAGACGUGUUUCGUUUCUGUAGUUCGCGGCCGGCUUGCGCGAGUGCUAAUCGAAUGUGUUACUAAAGUGAAGUAAAAAAAACAUGUGCUUUUAAAUUUCGAGUGACGUAGUGUUGUACUGAUUUUUUCCUUUUUCCCGGAUUUGAAAGGUUCGAUGACCUGGCUUCGUAGGUCAGUACUGGCCAUGUAGACCUGAACUUUACGAUCAAGACGGUUAGACGAAGAUAAAAGCUGACGAUGUGGUCUGGGAAGAAAGGCACAGAGACGGGGACAGCUGGCACUCCGACGGCUGAGGAGGAGAUCAAGAUAGUACUCGUGGGAGACACGCAGUGCGGAAAGACCACGCUCGUCCAGAGAUUCGUAUCCGAUACUUUUAUAGAUACCUACACACCGACUGGAUUUGAAAAAUAUGGCUACACGUGUACAGUAGCAGACUAUAGAGUAAAUUUCUCCAUUUGGGAUACCUCAGGCACAACAUCGUACGACACAGUGCGGCCCCUGGCCUAUCAGGACGCGAAGAUCUUCAUGCUGUGCUUCAACAUAGCCGAGCCAGAAACCUUACACAGUGCCGCAGCCAAGUGGUACAGGGAAGUCCGCACGCAUGGCGGUGCGGUACCAGUACUGCUGUGUGGCUGCAAGGCCGACUUGAGACAUGACAAGGAGACCCUCACCAUGCUGUCCAAACUGAAAGCCCACCCAGUCACCAGCGAAGAGGCUUUAUCAGUAGCAAGGCAGCUGGGAGCGACAACAUAUGUGGAAACAUCAGCCCGGGCCUCUAGCAAAGGGGUCAAAGACGCCUUCGAAGUGGCCGCGCUGGCAGCCCUGGGCAAGUUGAACAAACAGCAGAUGAAGCAGCAGAAGCAAGUGGGACGCAGCAAAAGCAAACGAGACCUGAAAGCUGAGCUCAAAGGACGUGCGAAGAGCUGCUGCGUCAUGUGAUCCGUGGCCGGCCACCCUUCGCGGUGGCCGCAUGACUGCUAGGUGACCACCGCCUUCUAGAUUAUUCCAGAAGAUUCCACAAAACCACCUUUAUUAACCAAAAAUUUGGAAUAAAACGAGAUGGGCCUAGAAUCGCUCCUUGCGAGACUCCUAAUGAGAAAAUAUUAUUGCUGUUUCAGUUUUGAAGAAUAAAACAAAUUUUCGCUGCAGUACUUUAAAAGUGAUUUCGAAAUUAAAAUAAAUUGUCGAUAAUAUUCGAACUACGAGUGACUACGCGAUGUCGAAAGCAUUAUUGAACUCUUAAGAUUUAAGUGUAUUGAAAUAGUGGGAGUGGAACUUAGUUCGUGAAAUCGUUUACGGACUUCUUACUUAAGGUAUCAGUGAAACAAGGGUGCAAUGUAAAAACCCCCAGGGUUAGAGCGUAAGCCUGUGAUAAUGUAAAAAUAAAAAUGAAGUGUGUAAAGUUUAGAUUAUCGAAAAUUAGAAAGGCAAUUAUACGCUCAGAAUCCAUUAAAUAAAAAAUAUCAUUCGACAUGGGAUGGAAUUAUUUAACUAAGUAUUUACAACGUAAUGCUAAAUUGUAAAAAAAAAAGCAUAUUAAGUAGACAAAUGAGUGUUUUCAUAUACAUAAUUAAAUAAAAUACCUACUUGAUGUUUUUCUAUAACCGUAGCGUAAAAUUGACGUAUAUAAAAUAUUUAAAAUGCUCCAACGUUUUUUGUGUAGGACCAAUGUUUUAAUUUACUUUAAAAAAAUGAGGCUUCUAUAGAUUGUAAUGGAGAUUAAUACUAAAACUUUAUUUGUGUGGUUAAAAACUACCGCAAAAUUUCCUUUGUGAUAUGUUUACAUACGUAAAAUGUAAUUUAAAAUGCACAAUUGUGGACAAUACUAAAUUACGGAGGUCCAUUGGCUAGGUAGUUCCGUGGCCAAUGCAAUGUUAGUGUUUAGAUUUUUUACAAUUUGUGAAUGAAUGUUGCUUAAUUCUUUGAUAGCAUAAGCUGUUAGAUAUAUAUUUUCUUUAAAGUUGGCUUUUGAAAUGGAAAUCAUAAUUUUUGCGUACAAUUUAGGUUUUUAGUUGGUGUAUAUGAAAUACCUUGUUACAUGUUUUAAACACUUACUGAUGAAGAAAAACCCUCAAUAAAAAAACUUUUAUAUGGCCUAGAUUAGUAAUACGUUAUUUUGUAUCCAUCUCUUUCAGUAUUUAGUAUUUAAAGAACGGGACAAAACGAAGAAUCUAUUACAGGCCUAUAUACAUAAAGAUUUUGUUAUUAAUAAAAGGGUAGAUGUAUUAAUGCGAUUGACUUUGGCUGGUUCAGCUUUCAAUUUUAACAUCAUAUGUCACAUAAAAUAAAAAAAUAUGAUUACGUCCUGAAUGAAUUGAAAAUAAAUCAUUAUCAAAAUAUUUAGUUUGGUAAAUUAUUUAAAAAAAGGUUUAUUAUAUAAGUAAUCAAGCUUUAAAUUCAAUGUUAGCUUUAAUUAUUGAGUAAAAGUUAUUAUAAUAUUUAUAUUAAAAGAAAUAGUACCUACUUACUUAUAUUUCAAUUUAAAAUUAAUUUUAUACUUUAAUGAAACCUUUCCACAUAUCAGAUUAAGUUUCUUAAUUUUAAAUGACUAUAAGUUAAAUUUAAUCCAUUUAUGUAUUUUUUCUUUCUACGAACAAUGUGUUAAAAUAAAUAACGAAGUUUUAACUUUAGCAUUGUUAAUUCCACUAGGCCACUUUGGAUGUUGUUUCUAGACUAUUAAAUAUAGUGUUCUGUGUUUUGAAA